UCUGACUGUUGCGUCGUGUUCCUCAGAAUGGAGGCGAUUCCAAAACUUGUCGCCGGGUUUCUUCUGCUGACCUUAUGCGUGGUUGGCUGCUCCAGCCAACACUGGUCCUACGGCCUGCGCCCUGGGGGGAAGAGAAGUACUGAGAAUCUGAUUGAUGCUUUCCAAGAGAUAGCCAAAGAGGUUGAUCAACCCGCAGAACGUCCGCGCUUCGAAUGCACCAUCCAUCAGCCCCGUUCUCCCCUCAAGGACCUUCGAGGAGUUCUGGUGAGUUACAGUGGUGAUGACAUGGGGCCUUAG
This is a messenger RNA of Lynx canadensis (Canada lynx), 297 nucleotides long. It is a transcript of the gene GNRH1, whose product is annotated as gonadotropin releasing hormone 1. Gene Ontology annotation, biological process: multicellular organism development. The record is from RefSeq and is a predicted model, not a curated record. The coding region runs from base 28 to 297 and encodes 89 amino acids. Gene Ontology annotation, cellular component: extracellular region. The transcript is spliced from 2 exons. Gene Ontology annotation, molecular function: gonadotropin hormone-releasing hormone activity. Lineage: Eukaryota; Metazoa; Chordata; Mammalia; Carnivora; Felidae.